Messenger RNA from Arachis ipaensis, 953 nucleotides. The record is from RefSeq and is a predicted model, not a curated record. Lineage: Eukaryota; Viridiplantae; Streptophyta; Magnoliopsida; Fabales; Fabaceae.
AUGGCAAUUGACUCAAAUAAAGCUUACAAAGGUAAGAAACAUGACGAUAAGUUGCAGAGCUAUUACACUCGUUUUGCGGUGGCGCCAUCAUGGUCGCCGAGAAGAAGGAGGACUCGCGAGGAAGGGAGGGACGCGGUCAGUCUCAUCGUCAUCAGGUCCGUCUUUGCCGACGGAGACCCCGUCGCUGAGCUGCUGUGCCGCCGCUGCACCGUUGGGUUUCCGGGAAGAGGAGCUCGAGCGGGAGAGAGAGAACGAGAGAGAGUUCGUAGAAAGAGAAACAUCACAUCACCAUACACGAACAGAGGGGGGAGGAGGAACUCACCGGAGGAGAAGGAGACUCGUCGCCGUGCCUCUAGUCGCCAGAAACGGCGGUACCGUCGCCGGAAAACACGCUGGAGCUUCCAAACUCACCGGCAACACUACCUUGUCACUGUUCUGAAUUUUAUCUGCCUUUGUCUCUGUAUUCGAUUUGAAAUGACUGCCUGGUGGUGUGGUCAUUGUGGCUGUCGUGAGACGCACUCUAGGUUUGGUCUCUUCGGUCCGUUAAGACCAUGCUGGAACUCUUUUUUUCCUGAGCGCCAGUCGUGGCUCAUUUUGGGCUGUGACAAUUUCUUUGCCCAUGUUCUCUAUCAAAUCAUGCAUUGUCACACUGAGAUCAUACAAAUUGAUCUUUAUGAGAGAUUUUUCAAAAAGCACUCCAAUAUGAUAUUUCAUGCAACUCCCAUAAUGAGCUUGAGGAACAAAUAUUUGACUAUGUGAGACUUUCUAUUCAAGAGCAACGGUCUGCAAUGAGUACUUAUUCUUUGUCGAAUUCCUAGAAGUGUAUGCUCCAUAUGUCACAGAGAAGAAGAUCACGGUAAAACACCCAUAGUAAAAAGAAGACAACCGCAGAGGGUGGCAAAAAAACAAACCAAAUCUAACAAGGAAACUGAACAAGUAAAAGACAGCGCUGC